AAGAGCAAAUCUAAAACAUUGCUGGUUCAGAUGGUGAGUGCAGCUGGCACAGGUUACUGUUUUAAUACGAAGAGGGGCCGAUUGAGAGACAAACUGGUUUUGCGAAAGCAUGACCCCAUAGGUGAGGUUAAGAGUUUAUGUCAUUGUAAGGAAAAUGGCAAACCACAAAUAUGAUGAUUACAUAAAAUUUAAAUUUCUAAUAAUUUCACAUCAGUUUCUAUUAAAAAAACAUUAAUGUUGUAUCACAGUGAUAGAAACCAUUUUAUUAAAAGAAACAUAAAAUUUGAAACCUUUGAAUUAAUAUUUGCAAUAAAUGUCAUUCUACAGUUGUUUUACAGAGAAUAUAGCUUUAAAACCCUGAGCAUGUCUGUCACAACAAACACUUAAUAUA
This is a messenger RNA of Puntigrus tetrazona (Sumatra barb), 391 nucleotides long. RefSeq names its product 39S ribosomal protein L33, mitochondrial-like. The annotation marks the transcript as partial. The record is from RefSeq and is a predicted model, not a curated record. Gene Ontology annotation, biological process: translation. The transcript is spliced from 2 exons. NCBI's taxonomy places the organism in Eukaryota, Metazoa, Chordata, Actinopteri, Cypriniformes, Cyprinidae. Gene Ontology annotation, cellular component: mitochondrion.